UUAUGUUUAAUGACCUGUAUAACGGGUGCCUGGUCAAGAGCACAUACCGGAACAGUACACAACGCAAUUCCGCAAUUCUUGCUUAGCUCUUACUUCCAAUAGCCCUUUAUUGACGGUGAAAAAGGGACAAAGAUGAAAUUCAGAACGUGUCUGAUUGUCGCACUGGCCUUAGGCCUUAUCCUCGCCCUGGCUGUAGAUUCUAAAUCUUUCAAAGGGAAAAAGAAAGCACAGAAGAAAAAGGUCCACAAGAAGCAAGACGCUCCAACAAAUGCCGGAGGAGCUGGCGGCGAUGCUGGAGGUGCAGCAGGAGGUGCAGCAGGAGGGGACGCAGGAGCAGCAGCUGGCGGUGAUAAGCCUACGCCAGCACCUACAAAGCCAGCCGCCGGUGGAGCAGCCAAACCACCUGCUGGUGGAGCAGCUAAGCCACCAGCUGGAGGAGCACCCCCUCCCGCUGGAGGAGCACCCCCUCCCGCCGGUGGAGCACCUCCUCCCGCCGGAGGACAGCCACCAAUGCCCGGACAGCCACCUAUGCCUGGACAACCACCUAUGCCCGGACAACCACCAAUGCCCGGACAACCACCAAUGCCUGGUCAACCUCCAGUUAACCCACAACCUGGAGCUGAAGAUGGAUCUGGCUCAGGUGCUGGUGCCUUCGGUGUAUCGCCCAUUGUUCUGGGUGGCCACCCACAUCCUGGCCCCCCUCCUGAAAUUAACCUAAUGCCGGUUGAGCCUCGUUACUGUGACGCUCCGUGCCCUCAAGAAUGUGCUCCUGCCUGCAUGGAGUGGUGCUGCUUUCCUGCUAUUCAAGCACCACCGCCUGCACCAGCCAUGCCUGUCCCUGCACCACUUCCUUAUGGUCCUAAUUCUUUCAAUGGUAUUGCUGGUCUCCCACAACCUAUGCCACCUGCAGUAAGCAUGCCAAAUCAAAUGGGACAACCGAUGCCAGCAAUGCCCAUGAUGCCAGGAAUGAAGAAGCAUAAAGUAGCAAGGGAACAAAGCAAAACAAAGAAAAACAAGAAAGAUGCCAACCAUAAGCAGAAUGAGAAAAAAGAAACGAAACUAGAAAGCGAUGCCAAAAAAUGGGAUUAAUCCCAGCGUUUGUCUGACUAAAAAUGUAAAAUAUGUGAAAAUCCUCCUUCUAUAAGGCGUACAACAUUAGCUAAUGGUAAACCGCCUGUCUACAGAUUUCAUAAACUUUUUUGUCUCAAAAUUUUUAGAUUGAAAAUGAAAAUGCACCCUGUAGGGGUAACGACGAGAUAUGCUGAACUAAGUUCAUGUCAUUUUAGUGAACUUUGCAAAGAAAUUUUAAGGUUAAAAUGGGGCUGGUUUACCAUUGCUGUUGAAAAAACUCUUAUUGCGAUAAGCAAUAUGUAGAAAUGAGGUAACUUUUUUAUUUGAAAAGCAUUUGCCUUUUUAUAAACAGUAUAUAUUUGCCGAAAGUUUAUAAAUGAGUAGACUAGAAGGUUCUUUUAUUAUGAAACGAUUUUUUCUUGCUAAGAAUAAUAUUCAAAAAUCAAAACUUUGGGUACGCUAAUGAUCUCGUUGAUUAAUCUAAUGAUAUUGCAGACGGCAAUAUAACUUAAAAAUUCAGGUGAUGAAUUAGUCCAGUUCUCUACAAAA
This is a messenger RNA of Rhopilema esculentum, 1620 nucleotides long. RefSeq lists its product as uncharacterized. NCBI's taxonomy places the organism in Eukaryota, Metazoa, Cnidaria, Scyphozoa, Rhizostomeae, Rhizostomatidae. The record is from RefSeq and is a predicted model, not a curated record.